AUGAAAAUGCCUGUACGAAACGUUCCCAUGUAGUUGUAUUCGUGAUCCAUAUUUUGCGGAGGUUUUUAACUAGAAAUUUAUUCUACGCAAAUAAUUUAAAGAAAUUCCAAUCGCUUUUCAAAUCUCAAAAAAGCAGUGUUUUCCUCAAAGGAAGUGUAGCUUUUUCCCAUGGAGAUACGAGGCAAAGAGCUGUGAAAGCAGCAAAUUGUGAAUUUUUUGGUUCGAUUCUUUCGUAUUCUCAUGAAUAUCGGGUGAAAUUGAAACACAAAGACAAGUUAUCCAUCCCCAUACACACACACAACUACUCUUGCAAGUAGCAGUGUCCAUCCACACAACGAAUAAAGACAUCGUCGUGAGGAAGAACAAGCACAAAAGUCGAAGGAAAAAAGCAAACAAAACCCUGAGUGAAUGUUUGUGGUUGAAUCAAAUUCAACUUAAAAAACAAUAGACAAUUUCGUUUUUGGAAAAACGACCCAAGAAAUUCGAAAACCAAUAUAUGCAAGAAGAAAUGCAAUUGAAAAAUUGCUAAAAGAAGUGGCAAAAAAUAAAAGAAAAAAGUCGUGUUUGUGUGAGUGUUUGUGUCGAACAAGAAGAGGAAGAAAUUUACGUGUGUUUGUGUGUUGCAAUCAUUGGACGACAAGCAACACCAAAACGAACAAUAAAAGAAAACCAAAUCAAAGACAUCAACGACCGUCACCAUCGUCUUCUAUCUCUCCAAAGCCUCUGAAAAACGCAAAAAGCAACGGAAGGCUAUUGUGGAGCCAAGCACCAACGAGCCAGCCAGCCAUAAUCCAUCCAGCUCUUGGAGGGAACUAACCCUAUCGCCACCAGCAGCAGGUUUCUGUGGCAACAGCAUAGUGAGUGUUGGAGAAGAAGAGAAGAACGUGCGAAAAAUUUUGUGAUUUUCUUACUUUUUUUGUGUUAUUCCCCCUUCGUUUGGUGUAUUAGUUAACAAGUUAACAGACGCCGUUUUUGUGCCAUUUUUUUCUUCUUCUUCCUUACCUGCGCCUGCUCUCACGAAAUUUCCUGAAAUAUUGAAAUAUCCAUUAUCAAAUUCAUGUUGAUGUAGUUGCUGUAGGGCCUUUCUGCCUACCUACCAACAAACAGCAAUUGUAUCUCUACCCAAUCUUAAGUGGUGUCCCACAAAAAAAAAAACAGAAAAUUGGUAAUUGAAUCCCAGAUGUGUUGAACCAAUAAUAGCCACAAAACAAGCGCAAGCAAAGCAUUUCAAGGUUGCUAAUAUUGGCUUUGCUAUACAAUUGGUCGGAUACUUGUCCUACGUUCCAUCGCACAGAACCAAGAAUCAUCAUUGUAGCCGCUGCAUCCAAUUAGUGUUCCUAAUAUCCUUUUUUGUGAAAGGAGACCAUCAAACGCAAUUGGUGCGAUACCAGAGCUGGCAGCAGUUAUUGGUGGUUGCAUCCGUAAAGACUUUAACGUUCCAUUAUUGCCGCUUUGGAAUGUUAGAUGCGGUGAACUCUUGUAUUUACGGUCGUAGCAGUAGAAGCAGCAAAAGUUCGAGUAUUACAAGUCGUUUGAAAGUGCAUUCGGAACAAGGACAUCAUCUUACAAUAACAGUUUAUUUGGAUUAUGGCGAAUUUAAAUUUUCAACAACCCCCAAGAAGCAUAGCAAAUGCAUCUCUAACGGGCAGAACUACAGGCGGAUUUGGUGGUAGUUCAUUGUCCGGUCAUGUAACACCCACGUCAGGAAUGUUUCCAAGUGGAGCGAAUUAUGGACAAACGCAACCUCAACUAUCACCGAAUCGUAAUGCUCAGCUAUCGGUUGGUGGUCCUGCGUUAACAAGUGGUAAUCGUGCAAAUGUUUUCAGCCAGCGUCCAUAUGUGGAAAGAAGAAUGCAAGGCCUGGGAGCAGGACCUAUGUCGAACAUGGGUAAUUUCAUGCAAACAGGUCGAGGAGGUUAUGGCAACAGUGGUAGUGGCGGUGCCGCUGGUGGUCCUCUGAAUAAUUUCCAUAAUGUGUUUGGUGGCAGUGGGGAUACAACAACGCCGGCCCUGCUUGAUCCAUCAGAAUUUCCAUCACUGACAAAUGUCCGCGGCCAGAAUGAUCAAUCACUGCCUCAGACGAAUCCCCUCCAGCCGCCGGGAAGCAAACCUUAUGGUAAUUUCUUUACCUCUUUUGGCAUGGUGAAACAACCAACAUCGGAACAAUCGGAAUUCACGAUGUCGAAUGAAGAUUUCCCUGCGUUACCGGGCACACACAACUCGGAUGGUACAACGAAUGCGGGAAGUAUUGGACUAACAGAUAGUAAUAAUUUGGAUGGUACGGAUAAGACGAUGAAUUCGAUUGUAUCGAAUAGUGGGUUGGGUGCCGUGGGUAGCGGAGCCGUGGGAUCUGGUGGAGGUUCAACAGCAGGAUCAUCAGGUGCCGCCGGUAGCAGUGCGGUCGGUGGCUCUGGCGGAGCGUCAGGUGUUGGUGUAGUUGGCGGUGGCAGUAGUGGAGGUGCGCCUGGCAGCUCGACGGCAACGAGCAGUGGUAGUGGAAGUGGUGGUGUGAUUGGCAGUGGUAUUGGUGGUAUUGUUAACAACUCUGGAGUGAGUAGUGUACAGCCCAGUGGUAGUAGUGGUGGUGGUGGAGGAGGCGGCAAUACAACGGCUGGUCUUAGUGGUAUGGGUAAUAGUGGUAGCAUUGAACAACAUCAACAACAACAGCAACAGCAGCAACAACAACAACAGCAGCAGCAACAGCAACAACAGCAUCCGAACGAUAAUUCCAGCGAUAAUAAAUUGGUGAAAACCGGCGUGCAAACAUCUCCUGAUGGCAAAGUCACAAAUAUACCAGCGAGUAUGGUGAAUAACCAAUUUGGAAUGGUUGGACUACUGACGUUCAUGCGUGCCGCAGAAUCCGAUCCAAAUUUGGUGACAUUAGCCUCAGGCAUUGAUUUAACAGGGUUAGGUUUAAAUCUGAAUUCCCAAGAAAGUUUGCAUCCAACAUUCGCUGGACCGUUUGCGGAUCAUCCCUGCAGAGCACAAGAUGUCGAAUAUAACGUGCCACCCGAAUAUCUGAUUAAUUUUGCGAUAAGAGACAAACUUUCCUCGCCUCAUUUAAAAAAGCUUCAAGAAGAUCUGCUGUUUUUCCUGUUCUACACAAAUAUCGGCGAUAUCAUGCAACUUAUGGCUGCCGCUGAAUUACAUAGUCGUGAGUGGAGAUAUCACAUAGAGGAGAAAAUCUGGAUAACUCGAAUUCCUGGCCUCAACCACCAAUAUGAGAAAAAUGGUACAAAAGAACGUGGCACCUUUUACUACUUCGAUGCGCAGAGUUGGAAACGUUUGUCCAAAGUUUUCCAAAUCGAUCCCGAGAAAUUAGAUAAAUGCCCCAAUAUAAGUGCGUUUAUGAACAUAAAUGGACAGUCUGUAUAAUAUUAAUAAAAAACGAAAAAAUCUUAAAAACACGAAAAAAAUCUUUACAAAGUUCUUUAAAAAAACUUUCUUUUUUAAAAUUAAGGAUAAAACAAAAAAACAACACACAAAGCAUGAAAAAA
This is a messenger RNA of Stomoxys calcitrans (stable fly), 3497 nucleotides long. RefSeq names its product regulator of gene activity (gene Rga). Lineage: Eukaryota; Metazoa; Arthropoda; Insecta; Diptera; Muscidae. Gene Ontology annotation, biological process: regulation of stem cell population maintenance; regulation of DNA-templated transcription; nuclear-transcribed mRNA poly(A) tail shortening. Gene Ontology annotation, cellular component: CCR4-NOT core complex; P-body. Bases 1588 to 3375 code for a protein of 595 amino acids. The transcript is spliced from 8 exons. The record is from RefSeq and is a predicted model, not a curated record.